Messenger RNA from Sphenostylis stenocarpa, 887 nucleotides. NCBI's taxonomy places the organism in Eukaryota, Viridiplantae, Streptophyta, Magnoliopsida, Fabales, Fabaceae. The record is from the annotation of a GenBank genome assembly.
AUGCUGAAUUUUUGUGGGAUUAGGAUAUUAUUAGAUUGCCCACUAGACCUUUCUGCACUCCUGGCCUUCUCCCCUAUACCUACUUCUCUGGAUUGCUUGCCAGUUAUAGAAAGCAACAACACUGAGGCUAAUGGUUUUGAUUCAACGGUUGGGUUUGGGAAAAGACAGAAAAUUGAAAAGCUCCUUCAUGCUAAAAGCUUACUUUUUGCUGAACCUUGGUACAAGACUGUUAAUAAUUUGCACCUAUGGAAUGCAUCUUUCAUUGAUGUUGUAUUAAUAUCCAGUUCAAUGGGUAUUAUGGGGUUGCCCUUUCUUACUCGAAUGAAGGGUUUCUCAGCUAAGAUAUAUGUAACUGAAGCAUCAGCAAGAUUAGGCCAGCUAAUGAUGGAGGAUCUUAUAUCAAUGCAUGAAGAAUUUAGGCAUUUCUAUGGACCAGAAGAAUCAAAUUUCCCUUCGUGGCUGAAGCAGGAAGAACUUGAAAUCCUUCCUUCUGAAUUGAGAGAGAUAAUACUGGGAAAAGAUGGACUGGAGUUGGGUGGUUGGAUGCCUUUAUACAGUGCAGCUGAUGUGAAGGAUUGUAUGCUAAAGAUUCACACUCUUAAUUAUGCUGAGGAAGCUUGCUACAAUGGUACAUUGGUUAUAAAGGCAUUCAGCUCUGGUUUAGAAAUAGGCAGUUGUAAUUGGAUCCUAAAUAGUCCAAAGGGAGAUAUUGCUUAUGUUUCAGGAUCCAGCUUCAUUUCUGCAUAUGCAAUGCCUUUUGAUUACCACAGUUUACAGGGGACUUGUGCAUUAAUUUAUUCAGACUUCUUCUCCUUGGCUGAUACUCAAGGUAGUGAGGAUGGGGAUAAAUUUUCUGUUUCAACUGAUGAUACGUUUCAACCUAUGUG